AUGUCCCCCGAUGAAGCAUCAGGCCUCAGAUUACUCGCUGCGCAGUAUUUCCAGGCAGUCGAAGUGCAGAGCCUGCGUUUUCCACCAGGCAACGUACUGCUAAAGCUACCGGUGCAACAAUGGAUCAACCGGAAUAUGUUCUGUGAAGACACGGUAUGGCCUCUGCCGCCGUUGAACUACCGUACUCGAGUUCUUAAAAUGAUCUUGUCGACAAUUGAGGAGUCUUUCACUGACCCUGAGGAGGAUGAGAUCCUAGACGAUCUCAUGACAAGUUGGGGUAUUCUCAUUUCUCGCCCUAAGCUGUCACCGCUUGAACAAACCCAACAGUUGUCCUACAUCAAGUACACACCGCCUGUGGUACUGGAUUCCAAACACGACGAGAGCGUUAUUACGCUAGAAAAUCGAGGGUUGAUCCUUGCUGCUGGAACUACUGGUUUUCGGACCUGGGAAGCCGCCUUGCAUCUCGGAACAUUUCUUUCCACUCAAACUGGCAAAGAGUUUAUCAGUGGAAAAAACGUUCUUGAAUUAGGAGCGGGAACAGGGCUUGUAUCUAUGUACUGCUCAAAGAGCCUUGGCGCUAGCAGAGUAAUAGCGACAGAUCGGGAUCCAGCAUUGAUUGCGAAUAUUCAAGAGUGCAUUUCUUGGAACAAAUUAACCUCGAAGAAGAUCACUGCUUCUAUCUGGGAAUGGGGUACUCCACUGGAAUGCCCUGAUAACGUGCAGGACAAUGGACAACGCGUCAGCAUUGACACCGCAUUAGGGGCUGACCUGCUCUAUGACUUGGACUUGAUACCACUUUUUUUAUCGACCCUGCAGGACUUGUUUGAUAACUAUUAUCUCAAGGAGUUCAUCAUUUCAGCCACACUUCGUAACCAGGAAACUCUCAACGCGUUCCUCAGCGCCUGCGGUACGAAUUGA
Molecule: messenger RNA, 918 nt
Organism: Trichophyton benhamiae CBS 112371
Lineage: Eukaryota; Fungi; Ascomycota; Eurotiomycetes; Onygenales; Arthrodermataceae
Exons: 3
Coding region: 1-918 (305 amino acids)
Source: RefSeq, a predicted model, not a curated record